Messenger RNA from Tetrahymena thermophila SB210, 819 nucleotides. RefSeq lists its product as hypothetical. The record is from RefSeq and is a predicted model, not a curated record. The transcript is spliced from 3 exons. NCBI's taxonomy places the organism in Eukaryota, Ciliophora, Oligohymenophorea, Hymenostomatida, Tetrahymenidae.
AUGAAUAGUAAAAAUUAGACUUAAAGUCACCACUUUUUAUCCGUUCCUAGAUAAAAUGUAAAGCUUGAUCCAAUUCAGAUGAGUCCACUAACAUCAACAUUGAAAAGAAAGGAAAUGACAGAAAAAGAAUUGAAGAGAAAAGAAAAAUAGGAAGAAUAUAGAUCUGCAAUGAAUAAUUAGAGCGAAGGAGUUUGGAGUUUAAUUAAUGGAAUGAAUACAAAAGUAUAAAAAAUAGAUAGUCUGGUAAACUAGUAUUAAGACCAAAUGGAAUAUGUAAACUCAAAUGGUAUAUAAUAGUACUUAAAAAAAGCCUACGUUUUUUACAAAAACGAUGAUCCCUUUGAUCCUAGUGAUCCUCUGGGAUAAAGGACUUAUGCUAAUUAAUAUAUUUACAGAAAAAAGCUACCAACUAGUUUUUACUACAUAGAAAGAUAAAAAAUAAGAGAAAGAAUUCAACUGAAUACCUAAAUGUAGUUUUUUCAUCCUGAGUGGUUUGAGCAUAAAAAGCAAAAAAAUAGAUAGAGAUAAGAUAUUGAUUAUUUAAAGCUAUUAGCUUAACGUAAAGAAAUAGUGCAAAAAGAGCCAGCUCCUAAACACAUACCUCUUAAUUUAAAUGCAAUGUCUUCAAAUAGAAAAGCCGUCCUUGAUGAAUUCUAUUCUAAAGAUACUCCUAACAAAGUUCAAAAAAUCUGCGAGUUAUAAAAAAAACUUAUUCCAGAGUAGGACAUAGAAAGAAUAGAAUAAUUAAAAAAAAUCCACGAAUAGGAAUUGCUUAAUAUACAAAGUUAUAAAAAAAUAUAGACUUAUAAUUACCUUUGA